AUGGCUUCCCAGAACCGCGACCCAGCCGCCGCCAGCGUCACCGCCACUCGAAAAGGAGCCGAGCCCAGCGGGGGAGCUGCCCGGGGCCCCGUGGGCAAGAGGUUACAGCAGGAGCUGAUGACGCUCAUGAUGUCUGGUGACAAAGGAAUUUCGGCCUUUCCUGAAUCAGACAACCUUUUCAAGUGGAUAGGGACCAUCCAUGGAGCAGCCGGCACAGUAUACGAAGACCUGAGGUAUAAGCUCUCCCUGGAGUUCCCCAGUGGCUACCCAUACAACGCGCCCACAGUGAAAUUCCUCACGCCCUGCUACCACCCCAACGUGGACACCCAGGGUAACAUCUGCCUGGACAUCCUGAAGGACAAGUGGUCUGCUCUGUAUGACGUCAGGACCAUCCUGCUGUCCAUCCAGAGCCUGCUAGGAGAACCCAACAUCGAUAGCCCCUUGAACACACAUGCUGCUGAGCUCUGGAAAAACCCCACUGCCUUUAAGAAGUACGUGCAAGAAACCUACGCAAAGCACGCCUCCAGCCAAGAACCCUGACCCGGGCUGGCCAGCCUCUCUCCUUGUCCUGUCUUUU
Molecule: messenger RNA, 577 nt
Organism: Pteronotus mesoamericanus
Lineage: Eukaryota; Metazoa; Chordata; Mammalia; Chiroptera; Mormoopidae
Gene: UBE2C
Product: ubiquitin conjugating enzyme E2 C
Exons: 6
Coding region: 1-540 (179 amino acids)
Source: RefSeq, a predicted model, not a curated record